AUGUCUCCCCUCUUCACCCUCCUCUCCUCCCUCCCUUUCAUCUUCGUCUUCUCCACCCUCCUCCUACCCUCCAACAUCACCCCUACUCCUCCUCCUCCUUCACCACCCCCAAUCGUCCCUCGACCAACCAAGCUCCUUUCCCUCGCGGACUUCCUUCCUCUCCCCAGCGCACCCCAACCGCGCCGCUACCGCACACUCUCGGCCCUGGACCUCGGACAGCCUCGCAGACUGUUCUCGAACCUCGCCAAGACCGUCGCCCGCACGUCGGUGUGUGUCAGCGUCGAGCACGCACCUCGUGACGCCGCUCGCCCUGCCCAAAGGCUGGAGCAGCCGAAGGCCAUCAGGAAGAAGAAGACGGAACCCAAGACCGUAUCCUUUGCGCUCGAACACAACACCACGCGCAUCGUCGACCGCUGGAUCGUCAAGGUCUGCUGGGCGCGCUACGACGAGGUGUUCGACGUCGACAGGUUCGUCGGUGAGGGGCCUGAUGCUGAGGCCGAGGACGAUGAGGGCGACGUGGACAUGGUUGAUGCUUGA
Molecule: messenger RNA, 537 nt
Organism: Letharia lupina
Lineage: Eukaryota; Fungi; Ascomycota; Lecanoromycetes; Lecanorales; Parmeliaceae
Exons: 2
Coding region: 1-537 (178 amino acids)
Source: RefSeq, a predicted model, not a curated record